AUGCCUGUACUUGGGGUAGCCUCCAAGCUAAGACAGCCAGCCGUAGGGUCAAAGCCUGUUCACACUGCCCUCCCAAUACCCAACCUUGGCCCUGCCGGCUCACAGCAGUACUCACCAAGGUCUUUGGAGCUUACUGGGGCAGAGAGCUCGAUGCUUUCUUGUCAGCUUACGUUAAAGUCAACCUGCGAUUUUGGAGAGAGGAGAGCGCUUCCAGGAAAAACCCAGGAGAUCGAAGAUAGCAAGAUUUACACUGACUGGGCUAACCACUACCUAGCAAAAUCUGGCCACAAGCGGUUGAUCAAGGAUUUGCAACAGGACAUUGCAGAUGGAGUUCUGCUAGCAGAAAUCAUCCAGAUCAUUGCAAAUGAAAAGGUUGAAGAUAUCAAUGGCUGUCCCCGGAGCCAGUCUCAAAUGAUUGAGAAUGUUGAUGUCUGCCUUAGCUUUCUGGCAGCCAGAGGCGUAAAUGUCCAAGGUCUUUCUGCAGAAGAAAUAAGGAAUGGAAAUUUGAAAGCCAUUUUAGGGCUGUUUUUCAGUUUGUCUCGGUACAAACAGCAGCAACAUCAUCAGCAACAGUACUACCAGUCUUUGGUGGAGCUACAGCAGCAAGUCCCUUCACCUCCAGCUGAAAUCAGCCAGUCCAAAACACACCAAGAUAUGCAGUCGAGUCUCACAGCCAGAUAUGCAACUCAGUCUAAUCACAGUGGAAUUGCAACCAGUCAAAAAAAGACUUCUAGGCUUCCAGGACCCUCAAGGGUGCCAGCUGCAGGCAGCAGUACCAAAGUCCAGGGAGCUUCUAAUUUAAAUCGGAGAAGCCAGAGCUUUAACAGCAUUGACAAAAACAAGCCUCCACAAUAUGCAAACGGAAAUGAAAAAGAUUCACCAAAAGGCCCUCACCCAUCUGCAGGCAUGAAUGGAAAUGUGCAGCAUCCCACCAGCACCGGGCAGCAGCAGGUCUCUGCCAUACCCUCUCCAAGUGCCAGCAAGCCUUGGCGCAGCAAAUCCAUGAAUGUCAAACACAGCGCGACCUCUACCAUGCUGUCCGUGAAGCAGCCUAGUCCCGCAACCUCCCCUACUCCAUCUUCAGACAGGCUCAAGCCACCCCCUUCUGAAGGCGUGAAGCCCCCUUCAUCUGGGCAAAAAUCUAUGCUGGAAAAAUUCAAGCUGGUUAAUACUAGGACUGCUCUGAGACCUCCUUUGUCACUGAGCUCAGGACCCAGUGACAGUGGGAGAGAGGAUGAUACCUUUUCAGAGUGUGGUGAAAUGGAUGUCUUAAGCGGUGGGGUGAACAGCGGCGGCUCCACAAGUAGCAGUCCUAAAGUAUCACCGAAGUUAACCCCUCCGAAAGCUGGAAGCAAAAAUCUCAGCAAUAAAAAGUCUUUGCUACAGCCAAAGGACAAAGAGGAAAAGAACAGGGACAAAAACAAAGUUUGCACUGAGAAAACAGUCAAGGAAGAGAAGGACCAGGUCACUGAAACAUCUACAAAGAAGAGCUCAAAAAUUGCAAGCUUAAUCCCAAAGGGAAGCAAGACGACAGCAGCCAAGAAGGAAAGUUUGAUACCGUCUUCUAGCGGAAUCCCGAAACCUGGAUCGAAGGUGCCAACAGCAAAGCAGAGUGCUUCAUCUGCAUGCACGGGAAGUAAGGAGGUUGAAAAACUGAGGACUACAAAAGGAAACCAGUCCCAAUCAACACCAAAAUCUCAACUCAGCGAGAAGGCUUCUCCUUCCUCUGCUCUUGCUUCUUCUGAAGGGAAAGAACCAAGCACAGCUCUUACCCCGGGGUCCUCUGCGUCUCUGUCGGCCUCGAUGGCUGCAAGCAGUGGCCAAGGCACGGGAAAUGGUGUCGUCCAGCUUCCUCAGCAACAGCAAUAUAGCCACCCCAACACUGCCACAGUAGCUCCUUUCAUUUAUAGAACUCUCUCAGAAAAUGACAGUACCUCUUUACCACCUGCUGACUCCUGCACCAGUCCUACUAAAAUGGAUUUGUCGUUCAGUAAGACUGCCAAACAGUGCCUAGAGGAGAUAUCUGGGGAAGACCCUGAAACAAGAAGAAUGAGAACGGUAAAGAAUAUAGCAGACCUGAGACAGAAUUUGGAAGAAACUAUGUCUAGCCUUAGAGGGACCCAGAUAAGCCACAGCACAUUGGAGACAACUUUUGACAGCACUGUGACAACUGAGGUGAAUGGGAGAAGCAUACCAAGCUUGACAAGCCGGUCCACCCCAGUGACUUGGAGGCUAGGGCAGGCCAGUCCUCGGCUGCAGGCAGGAGAUGCCCCGUCCUUGGGCGCUGGUUAUCCUCGUGGCAGCGCGGGUCGUUUUAUACACACAGACCCUUCUCGAUUCAUGUACACCACCCCGCUUCGCCGGGCAGCUGUUUCUCGCCUUGGAAAUAUCUCACAGAUUGACAUGAGUGAGAAGGGAAGUGGUGAUUUGGACAUGUCCUCUGAAGUGGACGUUGGUGGCUACAUGAGUGAUGGGGACAUUCUUGGGAAAAGCCUCAGAACCGAUGACAUCAAUAGUGGGUACAUGACAGAUGGCGGACUCAACCUAUAUACAAGAAGUCUGAACCGAAUACCAGACCUAGCUGCCUCUCGAGACGUCAUUCAAAGAGGGGUUCAUGACGUGACUGUGGAUGCAGACAGCUGGGAUGACAGCAGCUCAGUUAGUAGUGGCCUCAGUGACACUCUUGACAACCUCAGCACAGAUGAUUUGAAUACCACCUCAUCUGUCAGCUCUUAUUCGAAUAUAACUGCCUCUUCAAGGAAGAACACUCAUACCCAGACAGACUCGGAGAAGCGCUCAGUUACAGACAGCGAAACUUGGGGCAGCACUGAAGAGCUGAAGAAACCAGAAGAAGAUUUUGACAGCAGCAUAGACAGCAGUGGCAAGUGGAAAGGCCUUCCCUCGGGGCUGUCUGAAGAGGCAGAGAAGGGGGGGCAGAAAGCACCUCUCUCUGUUUCACAGACCGGAUCCUGGAGGAGAGGCAUGACUGCACAAGUAGGAACAACUCCAUCCAGGCACAAAGCAGGAACAAGUGCGCUCAAGACCCCGGGAAAAACAGAUGAUGCAAAAGCUUCAGAAAAAGUGAAAACUCCCCUGAAAGGAACCUCCAUUCAGCGCUCUCCAUCGGAUGCAGGGAAAAGCAGUGGUGAUGAAGGAAAAAAGCCUCCCUCUGGCAUUGGGCGAUCAACUGCUACAGGGUCCUUUGGAUUCAAGAAGUCUGGGAUGGGGUCUUCUACCAUAAUCACCACAAGUGGAGCGACUAUCACAAGUGGGUCAGCGACUCUAGGAAAAAUGCCAAAAUCUUCGGCCAUCGGUGGGAAGUCCAACGCAGGGCGGAAAACGAGCUUAGAUGGUUCCCAGAACCAGGAUGACGGCGUCCUGCACGUGAACUCGAAGACGACUCUGCAGUAUCGAAGUUUGCCUCGCCCAUCAAAAUCCAGUGGCAGCGGGAUCCCGGGCAGGGGUGGCCACCGCUCCAGCACCAGCAGCAUCGACUCUAACGUCAGCAGCAAGUCUGCAGGUGCUGCUGCCACCAAACUGCGAGAGCCAAGCAAGAUCGGGUCCGGGCGGUCCAGCCCCGUCACCAUCAACCAGACAGACAAGGAAAAAGAGAAAGUGGCCGUGUCCGAUUCCGAGAGCGUCUCGUUGUCCAGUUCCCCCAAAUCCAGCCCAACUUCGGCGAGCGCCUCUGGCACGCCAGGACUUAGGCAGCCAGGAUCCAAAUACCCAGAUAUCGCCUCCCCCACCUUUCGAAGGUUGUUUGGUGCCAAGGCAAGUGGUAAAGCUGCCUCUGCACCCAGUACUGAAGGUGUGAAACCCACAUCGGCAAUGCCCAGCCCUAGUACCACAUUGGCACGGCAAGGCAGCCUGGAAUCGCCAUCCUCGGGCACAGGCAGCAUGGGCAGUGCAGGUGGGCAAAGUGGUAGCAGCAGCCCCCUCUUCAGUAAACCUUCGGACUUAAAUGCAGAUGUUGUAAGCUUAAGUCACUCCUUGGCUUCCAGUCCCGCCUCAGUGCACUCUUUCACAUCAGGUGGUCUUGUGUGGGCUGCAAACCUGAGCAGCUCUUCAGCGGGCAGUAAGGACACACCAAGUUACCAGUCCAUGACUAGCCUUCACACCAGUUCCGAGUCUAUUGACCUUCCUCUUAGCCAUCAUGGCUCUCUCUCUGGACUGACAACAAGCACUCAGGAGGUUCAGAGCCUGCUCAUGAGGACUGGAAGCGUCAGAUCUACUCUUUCGGAAAGCAUGCAGCUUGACAGAAAUACACUACCCAAAAAGGGAUUAAGAUAUACUCCAUCAUCCCGGCAGACGAGUCAGGAGGAAGGCAAGGAAUGGCUGCGCUCCCAUUCAACCGGAGGCCUGCAAGACACUGGCAGUCAGUCCCCACUUGUUUCUCCUUCAGCUAUGUCUUCAUCUGCAACUGGAAAGUAUCACUUUUCCAACCUGGUGAGUCCAACCAACCUAUCUCAGUUUAACCUCCCUGGACCCAGUAUGAUGCGUUCAAACAGUAUCCCUGCACAAGACACUUCUUUUGAUCUGUAUGAUGACUCCCAACUGUGUGGCAGUGCUACGUCCUUAGAAGAGAGACCACGAGCGAUUAGUCAUUCAGGUUCAUUCAGGGACAGCAUGGAAGAAGUACAUGGGUCCUCAUUAUCACUUGUCUCCAGCACAUCCUCUCUAUACUCUACGGCAGAAGAAAAGGCACAUUCAGAGCAAAUUCAGAAACUAAGGAGAGAGCUGGUUGCAUCACAAGAGAAGGUUGCUACCCUUACAUCUCAACUUUCAGCAAAUGCUCAUCUAGUAGCAGCUUUUGAAAAAAGCUUGGGAAAUAUGACUGGUCGAUUGCAAAGUCUAACAAUGACAGCUGAACAAAAGGAAUCUGAGCUUAUAGAGCUAAGGGAAACCAUUGAAAUGCUGAAAGCCCAGAAUUCUGCUGCACAAGCUGCUAUUCAAGGAGCCUUGAAUGGUCCCGAUCAUACCCACAAAGAUUUACGUAUAAGGAGGCAACAUUCUUCAGAAAGUGUUUCUAGUAUCAACAGUGCUACAAGCCAUUCAAGCAUUGGCAGUGGUAAUGACGCAGACUCCAAGAAAAAGAAAAAGAAAAACUGGGUGAACUCUAGAGGAAGUGAGCUAAGAAGCUCUUUCAAACAGGCCUUUGGAAAGAAGAAGUCCACCAAGCCUCCUUCCUCACAUUCAGACAUAGAAGAGCUGACAGACUCCUCUCUUCCGUCGUCACCCAAAUUGCCCCACAGCUCAGGAGAGUGUGGGGCAACAUCAAUGAAACCAUCACAGUCAGCAUCUGCGUCAUCUCUAGUCUGGGCACCAAAGAAAAGGCAAAACGGUCACGUGGUCUACAAGCAUAGAUCCCGGAUCUGUGAGUGCACAGAGGCAGAGGCUGAAAUUAUUCUUCAGCUAAAGAGUGAGCUGAGGGAGAAAGAGCUAAAAUUAACGGACAUUCGUCUUGAAGCCCUCAGCUCUGCACACCAUCUGGAUCAGAUUCGGGAAGCCAUGAACCGCAUGCAGAAUGAAAUUGAGAUACUAAAAGCUGAAAAUGAUCGUUUAAAGGCAGAGACUGGAAAUACUGGAAAGCCCGCCCGGCCAUCAUCAGAGUCUUCAAGCAGCACAUCAUCUUCUUCAUCACGGCAAUCACUAGGACUUUCUCUGAACAAUUUAAACAUCACAGAAUCUGUUACAUCAGAUAUUUUGUUGGAUGAUGUCACUGAUGGAGCACUCCACAAAGAAGGUCACAGCGUGAAAAUUUUAGUCGCUAUAAACAAGGGCUAUAGUCGAGCCAAGGAUCAAAAAACACAUGCGUAUCUGAUAGGAUCAAUUGGAGUCAGCGGAAAAACAAAAUGGGACGUUUUAGAUGGUGUAAUCAGACGUCUCUUUAAGGAAUAUGUUUUCCGAGUGGAUCCGACUACUAGCCUGGGUUUAAGCUCUGACUGCAUUGCUAGCUAUUGUAUAGGGGAUGUAAUUAGAGCCCACAGCCUAGAAGUGCCUGAACUGCUGCCUUGUGGAUAUCUGGUUGGAGAUAAUAAUGUCAUCACUGUGAACCUGAAAGGAGUGGAAGAAAACAGUUUGGACAGUUUUGUGUUUGACACAUUAAUUCCUAAGCCAAUUACCCAACGGUACUUUAAUUUACUGAUGGAGCAUCGCAGAAUUAUUCUGUCGGGACCCAGUGGCACGGGAAAGACCUAUUUAGCUAACAGACUGGCUGAGUAUAUUAUAACUAAAUCUGGCAGAAAAAAAACUGAGGAGGCAAUUGCAACUUUUAAUGUAGAUCACAAGUCAAGCAAGGAUCUGCGACAAUACCUAGCAAACCUAGCUGAGCAAUGCAGUGCUGACAACAAUGGUGCUGACCUCCCUGUGGUCAUAAUUCUUGAUAACCUCCACCACAUCAGUUCACUAAGUGACAUCUUCAAUGGUUUCCUCAACUGUAAAUAUAAUAAAUGUCCCUAUAUUAUUGGAACCAUGAACCAGGGAGUUUCUUCUUCACCAAAUCUGGAGCUGCAUCACAAUUUCAGGUGGGUGCUUUGUGCUAAUCACACAGAGCCUGUUAAAGGUUUCUUGGGCAGAUAUCUGAGAAGGAAACUGAUUGAGACUGAAAUAGAAAGGAACAUACGCAAUAAUGAGCUCAUCAAAAUCAUUGACUGGAUCCCCAAAACAUGGCAUCAUCUCAACAGCUUCCUAGAAACACACAGCUCUUCAGAUGUAACCAUUGGUCCCCGCCUCUUCCUCCCUUGCCCUAUGGAUGUUGAUGGCUCCAGAGUGUGGUUCACAGACCUCUGGAACUAUUCGCUGGUGCCGUAUCUUCUGGAAGCUGUGAGAGAAGGACUUCAGAUGUACGGUAAGAGGGCACCCUGGGAGGAUCCCUCCAAGUGGGUAGCUGAUACCUAUCCAUGGAGCUCUGCAUCUCUACAGCAUGAGUGGCCAUCACUACUUCAGUUAAGACCAGAAGAUGUUGGUUAUGAAGGUUAUGCAUCAGCAAAGGAAGGAACAACUUCAAAGCAUGUUCCACAGACUGAUACAGAGGGGGAUCCCUUGAUGAAUAUGCUAAUGAGGCUUCAAGAGGCAGCCAACUAUUCGAGCGCACAAAGCUGUGACAGUGAUAGCACCAGCCACCACGAUGACAUUUUGGAUUCGUCCCUUGAAUCAACUCUCUGAAAGGGACAAACCUUGGUGGAGGAUUA
Gavia stellata (red-throated loon) is the source of this 7190-nucleotide messenger RNA. It is a transcript of the gene NAV3, whose product is annotated as neuron navigator 3. Gene Ontology annotation, biological process: nervous system development; neurogenesis. Lineage: Eukaryota; Metazoa; Chordata; Aves; Gaviiformes; Gaviidae. The coding region runs from base 1 to 7164 and encodes 2387 amino acids. The transcript has 40 exons. The record is from RefSeq and is a predicted model, not a curated record. Gene Ontology annotation, molecular function: ATP binding; ATP hydrolysis activity; protein binding.